Bursaphelenchus okinawaensis is the source of this 4047-nucleotide messenger RNA. The record is from the annotation of a GenBank genome assembly. Lineage: Eukaryota; Metazoa; Nematoda; Chromadorea; Rhabditida; Aphelenchoididae.
AUGGGGGUAUUAGAUGAAGUUAAGGACUCUAAUGCUCAAGAGAAGGCCGAAUCAUCAGUGACACAGUCAAUGAAGUCAUUGGUUUUUGUAAGUUUGCUUGUAAUAGCUAUGUUUAUCUACUUUUAACUGGUUUACUUGAAAGAAUUUAAAACCUCACAAAUGCUUGUUAAAAUUCUUAAAUUUUACGUUUAGGAGGAUGAAGAUUUACCAUACGAAGAAGAUAUUUUGAGGAACGAGUAUUCGUUACGGAGUUGGCAACGUUAUAUUGACCAUAAGAUCAAGACCAAAGCUCCAUCGAAACAAGUUCGUGUGAUCUACGAGCGAGCGCUGAAGGUCUUCAACAGAUCCUACAAGUUAUGGUACAAUUAUUUGAGGUAUAGGAGGAAGAUUAUUGUACAGAAACCGCCUACGGAUAUCGCUUAUAGUUAUCUUUGUGAUGCGUAUGAAAGGUGUUUGGUGUUCUUGAACAAAGUAAGUUAAUUUAAUAUUGCUUAUUUGAGUUUUAAGUUAAAUCGAAAGGAAGGUAAAGGACAAGGCUUUGAAUAUAAUGCUUAUACCGACCUUUUCAAGGUGUAUAUUGCUAGUUUUGCCUUUUAUUCAAUCAAUAACUACUACAAUAUUACUCUAAACACUUCUUUACUUCAGAUGCCUCGUAUUUGGAUUGAUUAUUGUGAUUUGAUGGUGAAAAGAGGUCUGGUAACUGACACACGACGUGUUUUUGACAGAGCGAUACGUGCUCUACCUGUCACACAACAUAUGCGGAUAUGGCCAAUGUAUAUUGAGUUUGUAACGUCUCACAACAUACCAGAUACCACGAUACGGGUUUAUAGGCGGUAUUUGAAGGUAAAUUUUGAUUUUUUAUUUUUGUUUUUAGAUACGAGGUCUUGAAAUGAUUGCAAAUUAGGCUGUUGCAUAGUUUAAUAUAUAAAACAAGGUUCUUUUUGUAUGAUACGAGGUGCUAUAUAAAUAAAGUUAUAAAAAACUUAUUUCUUCUGGUUUUCAAUUAAGUUAAUUGAAGACCUUCUGAAUUAGAAAAAUAUGUUUGAUGUUUUAGAUCAAUCCAGCAGCUCGAGAAGACUUUGUUGAUUACUUGAAGGGCAUUGACAAGUUGGACGAAGCAGCUAAACAGCUUGCCAUUUUGGUCAACGAAGAUCGUGAUGUUAGUGAACAUGGUAAAAGCUCUUUUCAGGUAAGGCUUGUUAUCGUUUUGAGUUUUAUUUCUUUUGAAAGAUUUAGUUACGGAUAAAAACACUAAAGCUUCUAACAGUUUACAUUUUAUUUACUAGCUCAACCAUCAAAUACAAAUAAAAUCAUAACAUUGAAAUUAAAUGUGACAAUAAUCUUUGAUUUCUUCGGUGUAGUGCCUGAGAGCUUCUUGCCAUCUUCCAUCUUCCGCCUCCAUCCAGUCUAUUCCAACCUUCUUCCUUAUCUCAUCCUGCCACCUUGUACGAGGUCUGCCAAUCGGUCUUUUGCCAUCAGGUUGCCAGGUCGUAAUUUUCCUUUCCCAUCUAUCUUCAGGCAUUUUGACUACACUCCUUCCAAACUUCCACUUUCUUUCCGUUGCCUUCACCACCACUUCAUCUAGACCUGUCCAUCUUCUUAUUCUUUUGCUUCUAAUUCCCCAUCUUAACUUUACAUUACACAUCAUUCUAAAAGGAAUGUAAUUCUACGACAACAUCAUUUAUGACACUAUUAUUUGUUUAUGUUAUUAAAUAUCAUAUAAAAAGAUAAUUUCAGUUAUGGUCAGAGCUAUGUGAGCUGAUAUCGAAAAACCCAAAAAAAGUGUUCAGUUUGAAUGUAGAGCCGAUUAUUCGUCAAGGAAUCCAACGUUAUUCGGAUCAAGUCGCCGUGUUAUGGUUGGCUUUGGCCGAAUAUUACAAUAGGAAGCCAAACUUUGAAAGAGCUAGAGACAUCUACGAAGAAGCCUUGGUUAAAGUCGUUACUGUACGAGACUUUACUCAGAUUUUCGAUUCAUAUGGCACAUUCAUGGAACGCUUGAUAUCAGUAAAGUUGAAUGGACUAUCCAAAGCCAAACCUAGCCAAAUUGAUGAACUAAACUUUGAGUUGGAGCUUCUGAUCAAUCGUUUGGAACACUUGAUGAGUAGACGCUUACUACUGGUUAAUUCAGUUCAUUUACGACAGAAUCCAAACAACGUGAGGAAGUGGAUUGAGAGGAUUCAGCUGUUCGAUGGGUUCUUUGAUGAACAACAAGAAACUUUUGAAAAAGCUGUCAAAACUAUUGAUCCGAAGCUACAAACUGGAUCGUUAAGUGAUUUAUGGAUUCAUUAUGCUGAAUUAUUGGGCAAGCUUGAGAAGUUCCAGGACGCGAAGAAGAUUUACGAACGAGCUGUUGUUGUACCAUUUGCUAAGGUCGAUGAAUUGGCUCAGGUUUGGUGCAAGUAUAUCGAGUUUGAGUUGUUUAAAAAGUGAGUUGAAUACGUGGUUAUGCCUAUGAUAAGGUUAUGUUUUAUAAGGUUAUAUACUUAUAUAAUAAUGUUAUAUAGGUAUGGAAAGAUAUAGUCUUGAGGUAUGAAAAAAAUUAAGGGAGAGAAGGCUUUUUUUGUGGUCAAAACAGCAUGUUAAGUUAAAAUAUUAUCAAGAAAGGAAACACAAUGUUACAAAAGUAAUGUCAUGUAUUGUCAGAGACUACGACGCCGCCGUCUAUCUUCUCAAACGCUGCACAGAACAACCGCGCAAGAAGGUACAAUACUUUGAUGAAACAGAAAAAGUCCAAAAUCGAGUCUACAAAUCUCUACGAAUUUGGUCACUAUACGCUGAUAUCGAAGAGAGUCUAGGCACGGUGGAAACAUGCAAAAAGGUCUACGAACGAAUCAUAGAACUUCGAAUUGCAACGCCUCAAAUUGUCAUUAACUACGCUCGGUUCCUCGAGGAAAAUCACUAUUUCGAAGAGUCGUUCAAAGCCUAUGAGAAGGGGAUUGGAUUGUUCAGAUGGCCAAUGGUCUACGACAUUUGGAAUGUGUACUUGGCCAAGUUUACCAAGCGAUAUGUAAGUUCUUUUUUUGGGGUUUUAUAUUUAAAAUUUUGUUUUAGCGCUUGUCAGAGAGGUUUUAAAAAAAGUAUUUUUUAGGUAGAUCAUUCUUUUGGUUUGUUAAUUUUUGUUGCCUUUUAUGAAGACGAAUAAUUUAAAAAACAUAAUAAUCUUUUUCAGGGCGGUAGAAAGUUAGAACGGGCCCGUGAUCUCUUCGAACAAUGCCUCGAAAAUUGUCCGCCGAAGUUCGCCAAAGGCAUUUACCUUCUCUACGCCAAACUAGAGGAAGAGUGCGGUCUGUCUCGUCACGCCAUGGCCAUCUACAACAGAGCCGCCAAGAACGUGGAGGAGUCGGACAUGAUCAUGGUGUACAAUAUUUACUUGAAGAAAGCCAUCGAACUGUUUGGUCUCACCAACAGUCGACAAAUAUUCAGCGAAGCUAUCGAAGCUCUACCUGAAGACGAUUCCCGUGAAAUGUCAUUGAAAUUCGCAAAAGUUGAACAAAAUCUUGGAGAAAUUGAUCGUGCUAGAGCGAUAUAUGCUCAUUGUGCUGAAGUCUGCGAUCCUAGGGUGAGUAUUCUUGUUUUUAUGGAUAUUAUUUUUGGUUUUGUCGUAGAAAUAUUUACGUUUUUUCAUAGAAUUAUUGAUUUAUUUAAACCUAAUUAUUGAUAUUAUUGUAGGUUCACGGUCAAUUCUGGGAGACCUGGAAAGAGUUCGAAGUCAAGCAUGGCAAUGAAGAUACGAUCCGUGAGAUGUUAAGAGUAAAACGUUCAGUCCAAGCCUCAUACAACAUCAAUGUCAACUACAUGAGUGCCCAAAUGUUGGCCACAAUCGGAGGUAAAGCCGAGAAAGCUGGUGAACUAUCGGCCGCUGAUUCUAUGGCCGUUUUGGAAGCUCGUGCUCAACAAAUCGCUGCUGAAGAGGGUUCGAAACGAAGACCAACCGAUGUCAAACCAAUCAGUUUUGUCAGAGGCGAGAGCAAGACUGUCACAGAGAAUGUCACCGAGAAUCCGGACGAGAUCAACAUUGACAUGGACGAUGAUGAAUAUGAGGAGUAA